UAUGGCCAGCAAGAAUAUGAUGAGUUGAAACGAGAUUGCUUCUUUGCAAGACAUGAUCAGAGCUCAUUGUCCCUCCCAAGAGUUCGUGAGAGAGAACCAAUACUCAAUACUUCACUCUCACUCCCUUUCUCCUUCAAAAAAAAAAAAAAUCUGUAACAUAGGCCAGGCAAGGCUUAAGGCAUGCUUUCUCUUUCAAACAACUCAUACUUUUUGUGUCUAUUAUGCUUUUGUUGUCACUGGUCCAGUUCUUGUACUUUUUUUUUCUUUUACAUUGUACGUUUGAGUUUUAUUGGGUUCUCUUAGAAUUCUAAGUACUCUUUGACAGUCAUGUCUGACUCUUCUCUUCUUUAAAGAAGGGUUUUUGGUGUUUUCUUCUUUGCCUUCUUGUAGAUUCGUUAACAGACUUUGAGCUCAAGAGUUUGAAGGGACUGUAAAUGUAUCAAUGGGACUAGAGAUGGAGUCAGACUUGGAGAAGAACUGCACAUUAGAUCUGAGUCCUAAGACUGUUCUUCCAUCUCCUCGACAACUUUCAAACAACGAAAAUAGAUAUCCAAAGCCAUGUCGUAAAGAUUUAUUGAGGGCAAAGGAGGCCUUUACUGAAAUCAGCUUUCGUCGCUACCGCAGUGCUUCUUGUAAGAACAUUCCAUGUAGAUCUGUUGGGCCAGAAGGUAAUGCUGAGCUGAAGCGAGGUUCCAUAUAUCAAAGCUCCGAAGAGGUAAGUAAAAUGAAAAAAUCAGGCAAUGUCGAGGGGAGGCAAAAACUUGAAUUAUCACGUAGUAGUGACACCUCUUUUUCCUUCAGAAUUGUUGAUUCUCUUUGUAACUCAGAAGAGGAAAGCCCACCAGAAAGAAAUCCAGUCAUGUCUGUUGGCUCAAACGUGAAAUCAGAAUCAAUUAGCAAACCUUACUUAGAAUCAUGCUCAUCAGGUGGCUUCAUUGAAAUCUGUCUAAGUUCAGGUAAUAAAAAUUCAGGUAAGGGAGAAAAACAAACAGCUGAAACCGUAGAGGCAGAUAAUAAGAGGGACAUAAGUUUUGGAUGUGAACCAGUUGUCAAUCCUUUAGACAAUGGUAAUGAUCUUGUUGAAAAAGACACAGUUUGCUAUCUGCAUAAGUCAGUCUGUGCUAAGGUCGAAGUGCCACAUUCACCCUCUUCAUCAGAAAGUGACUGGUUCUCCCGAACCAGCUCAAGGGCCAGAUUUAGUCCUAUUAGAAAGAUGUUUGAUCUGUUUAUGAGAUCAAAGUCUCUGCGAAGUCCUUUGGGUUAUGUAACAGAAGCUGACAGUGUCAAAACUAUUGUGAUGGAAAAUAUGAGAAGAAAUAAGACAUUUCGGAAAUCUUUGUUACCUGACUUCUCAAAUUCACCUCAGAAUUCUGAACUGGAUUCCCAGUUUAUCAAGAAAGAUAGCAUUCACUCGCCAGUAGCAAGCUCACCAGUUCACCUACAUGGUUAUCUCAAGUUGGGAGACAAACACGGGGUGCCAUUUUUUGAGUUCUCUGUGAAUCAACCAGAAGAUGUUUUUCUGGCCAAAACAUGGAAGGCAGAUAAUGCUUUCAAUUGGGUAUAUACCUUUCACUCUAUUGGCAACAGAAAGAAGAGCAAUGCCAUCAUAUGGGGAUUGAGUGACAGUAACAAAGAUUCAUCAAUUGUUGCACAGAUGCAAGUGUCCUGUUGUUUGUGUUCAGAAAUUAAAGAUGGUGGGGUUCUUGACAACUUCAUGGUUACGGACUUUGUUUUGUAUGAUAUUACACAUGCAAGACAACGUGUUUCUAUCCAAGGAUCCCCUCAUAUUCAUAGAACCCCUAACUGUUCUAGUCCAGGCUUGGCCGUGGGAUGUUAUGCAUCAGAUGAUAGCUCUAGUGCGGUGAAGCUUAAAGAUCACUUCAAUCUUGCUUCUGACAGUGAUGGGGUUGAAUCCCCAAAUGGAUCAACUCCACGGCUACCUGAUGAUUUGCAUCCGAAUCUUGAAAUUGCAGCCAUAGUCAUUCAAGUACCAUUUAAGAAGAGAGAGAGCUUAAAAUACAGAAGAGGGGAUAAAAUAGGUGAUAAGAGGCAUUUAAACCUACUCAAUGUCUCUAUGAUUGAGGAAAGUAAAAGCAACAUACAAGAUAACAGGAGCCAAGAAAAGGUGAAGGUGGUUAUUCCAUCUGGAAACCAUGGCUUGCCUAGUGCUGAGACACAGGGUCCUUCAUCACUACUGGAUAGGUGGAGGAUGGGUGGAGGUUGUGAUUGUGGAGGCUGGGACAUGGCCUGUCCCCUUGUAGUUUUUGGCAAUCCCAGUAUAAAUUGUUCUGACGAUCAACCACUGGUGGACAGUGAGCGGCCUUUUGAGCUUUUUCUUCAGGGUGCCAAAGAGAAUACACCAGCAUUGACCAUGACAGCUAUUGAAGGAGGGUAUGCAGUUGAUUUCCAUGCAAAGUUAUCUGCAUUACAAGCUUUUUCCAUUUGUAUUGCUAUAUUGCAUGGUACAGAAAACUCCGCUGCUGCUGGGGAGGCACAAACCAAGCAUUUGUCCCAAUGCAAUUCACUAAAAGCACUUCUUGGGGAGGAAGUGAAAUUCUUAAUUGAAGCAGUCACAGAGGAGGAGAAGAAAGUCAGCAAGAAGGUGGAAGCAAUCCCACCAUCCUAUGUGAUUAACCCUCCAUUCUCUCCAAUUGCUCGAGUUUAGACCUGAAACAACUGGCUUAUUGAAUUAAAAUAGCCUUUCCAUAUGUGCUUAGGAGUGGCUGUUGCCAAAAGCAAGUGAAAAAGGGAUGGAGCUUUAGCACUAAAAAUGGAGAGGGGUCACACAUUCUGCCAUUUCACAUGAGGGUUACUGUACAGGGGAUGUCUAUAUUCAAUGGGAUAGACAUAGAUGCACAUCUUACACGGUAAAUCCGAAACGCAUGUCUUGAAUACUGUCAAACUGAUUUACAGAUUGAUAUGCGAGUUCCUGCCACAAAGAGGGUUACUACACUCGCACAAGAAUUCCUUCACUAUACUAUUGAUUCAUUCUUCACUUCUAUAAUUAGAAUUAAAAUAGAAACACCAUACUGUUCAUAUUGUAACUUGAUAGCAAGGGAAAAGUAGUCAUGUAGCUGUUGAGACGUUUUGGAGAUAAAAAUCUUGUUUCCUUCUACUUGUAUUUUAUCGAGGCUAUGGAGCUAUGAGGGUAGUAAAUCAUAGAAAAUUUUACCUGAAAGUUCCCUUUUAGUCUUUUACUAUGU
Messenger RNA from Durio zibethinus, 3203 nucleotides. RefSeq lists its product as uncharacterized. The record is from RefSeq and is a predicted model, not a curated record. Lineage: Eukaryota; Viridiplantae; Streptophyta; Magnoliopsida; Malvales; Malvaceae.